Macrosiphum euphorbiae (potato aphid) is the source of this 654-nucleotide messenger RNA. The record is from the annotation of a GenBank genome assembly. NCBI's taxonomy places the organism in Eukaryota, Metazoa, Arthropoda, Insecta, Hemiptera, Aphididae.
AUGCAAUCAGUGUGUACAUUUUUCGGAUAUCCUAAAAGACAAAAUAUUUUACAAGAGUCUAUUAAAAACAUAGUACCAGAAUCUAAAUCAUCAAAACUAAAGCAAUUUUGUGCCACAAGAUUGGUAGAACGUCACGAUGCAGUAUUGAUAUUUCAUAAACUUCAGCCUGCCAUUAUUAAUGCUCUAUAUGAGAUAUAUAAAUUGAGAGAUAUAGAUUCAUCUACAACAGCGAACCAGUUAAAUACCUCAAUACAUCAGCUAAAAUUUCAAAUUUCUCUGAGUAUUUUAGUGAAAAUAUUUUCAUUGAGCGCACCAUUGAGCAAAUUCCUCCAGUCUGAAAAUUUGGACCUAGAAACAGUUUUGAAUUUUGCUUGUCAAACACAGUAUGCAGUUCAAAAUAUCAGAGAUAAUGUUGACAACGAAUUUCAUUCCAUAUUUCAAGAAACUAAAGAUACUUGUAAUGAAUUAAAUAUUAAUAUAUGUGUUCCAAGAAUCACAGGCAAGCAGUCAAUGAGAUGCAAUGUAGCCACUGACUGUCCAGAAAAUUAUUAUCGUGUUUCCUUAUUUAUUCCAUUCAUUGACAAUUUCUUGGACCAAAUGAAAAAUCAAUUUAUGGAACACCAAACCAUAUUAAAAAGUUUCAUUUGUCUAUAA